Molecule: messenger RNA, 2732 nt
Organism: Phyllostomus discolor (pale spear-nosed bat)
Lineage: Eukaryota; Metazoa; Chordata; Mammalia; Chiroptera; Phyllostomidae
Gene: TMPRSS7
Product: transmembrane serine protease 7
Exons: 16
Coding region: 16-2211 (731 amino acids)
Biological process (GO): proteolysis
Molecular function (GO): serine-type endopeptidase activity; protein binding
Source: RefSeq, a predicted model, not a curated record
UUUUACUUUGCUGGAAUGUUUCGCAUCACCAACAUUGAGUUUCUUCCCGAAUACCGAGAGAAGGAGUCCAGGGAAUUCCUGUCUGUGGCACGCACUGUACAACAAGUGGUAAACGUGGUUUAUACAACAUCCGCCUUCUCCAAAUUUUACAAGCAGUCUGUUGUUGCAGAUGUCAGCAGUAACAACAAAGGUGGCCUCCUUGUGCACUUUUGGAUAGUGUUUGUCAUGCCACAUGCCAAGGGCCAUAUCUUCUGUGAGGACUGCGUGGCCGCCAUCCUGAAGGACUCCAUCCAGACGAGCAUCAUAAACCGGACCUCGGUGGGAAGUUUGCAGGGUCUGGCUGUGGACAUGGACUCUGUGGUGCUAAAUGCUGGGCUUCGGUCAGAUUACUCUGCCACCAUAGGAUCUGACAAAGGCUGCUCUCAGUACUUGUAUGCAGAUCACCUAUCACUUCGCUACCCUCUGGAGAUUUCUGCAACCUCAGGGAGGCUCAUGUGCCACUUCAAGCUGGUGGCCAUCGUGGGCUAUCUGAUUCGUCUGUCCAUAGAGUCCGUCCAGAUCGAAGCCGACAACUGUGUCACCGACUCCCUGACCAUUUAUGACUCCCUCUUGCCAAUUCGGAGCACCAUCUUGUAUAGAAUUUGUGAGCCCACAAGAACAUUAAUGUCAUUUGUUUCUACAAAUAAUCUCAUGUUGGUGACAUUCCAGUCUCCUCAGGUACGGAGGCUAUCAGGAAUCCGGGCAUAUUUCGAGGUCAUCCCAGAACAAAAGUGUGAAAACACAGUGUUGGUCAAAGAAACCACUGGCUUUGAAGGGAAAAUCUCAAGUCCGUAUUACCCCAGCUACUAUCCUCCGAAAUGCAAGUGCACCUGGAGAUUUCAGGCUCCCCUAUCAACGCUUGGCAUAGCGCUGAAAUUCCAUAACUAUUCAAUCACCAAGAAGAGUGUGAAAGGCUGUGACCAUGGGUGGUGGGAAAUCAAUGAGCACAUGUACUGUGGCUCAUACAUGGAUCACCAGACUGUGUUCCGAGUGCCCAGCCCCCUAGUUCACAUUCAGCUGCAGUGCAGUUCGAGGCUUUCUGACAAGCCACUUUUGGUGGAAUAUGGCAGUUACAACAUCAGUCAACCCUGCCCUGUUGGAUCUUUCAGAUGCUCCUCUGGCCUGUGUGUCCCUCAGGCCCAGCGGUGUGAUGGAGUAAAUGACUGCUUUGAUGAAAGUGAUGAGCUAUUCUGUGCGGCUCUCAAGCCUGCCUGCAACACCAGCUCCUCCAGGCAGCACAGCCCUCUGGUCUGCGACGGCUUCAGGGACUGUGAGGAUGGCCAGGAUGAGCUGAACUGCACUCAGAGCAUUCCAUGCAACAACAGAACUUUUAAGUGUGGCAAUGAUAUUUGCUUUAGGAAACAAAAUGCAAAAUGUGAUGGGACUGUGGAUUGUCCAGACGGAAGCGAUGAAGAAGGCUGCAGCUGCAGCAGGAGUUCUUCCACCUUCCACCGCAUCAUCGGGGGCACCGACACGCAGGAAGGCGGGUGGCCGUGGCAAGUCAGCCUCCACUUCAUUGGAUCUGCCUACUGUGGAGCCUCUGUCAUCUCCAGGGAGUGGCUUCUCUCUGCGGCCCACUGUUUCCAUGGUAACAGGCUGUCAGACCCCACGCCAUGGACCGCUCACCUCGGGAUGUAUGUGCAGGGGAAUGCCAAGUUCGUCUCCCCAGUGAGAAGAAUUGUAGUCCAUGAGUACUAUAACAGCCAGACCUUUGACUAUGAUAUUGCCUUGCUACAGCUUAGCAUCGCCUGGCCUGAGACUCUGAAGCAGCUCAUUCAGCCAAUAUGCAUCCCUCCCGCAGGCCAGAAAGUACGCAGUGGGGAAAAGUGCUGGGUAACCGGCUGGGGGCGAAGGCACGAAGCAGACAAUAAGGGCUCCCCUGUUUUGCAGCAAGCAGAAGUAGAGCUCAUUGACCAAACCAUCUGUGUUUCCACCUAUGGAAUCAUCACUUCGCGGAUGCUCUGCGCGGGCGUCAUGUCAGGCAAGAGAGAUGCUUGCAGAGGAGAUUCGGGUGGACCCUUAUCUUGUCGAAGAAAAAGUGAUGGGAAAUGGAUUCUGACUGGCAUCGUCAGCUGGGGACAUGGAUGCGGAAGACCAAACUUCCCUGGUGUUUACACGAGGGUGUCAAACUUUGUUCCCUGGAUUCAGAAAUACGUCCCUUCUCUUUUAUAACAGUACAAGUGGGGUUUGUGACUGUAAUUUAUGCGAUAAAUUAUUUUUAAAAGAUUGCAGUAAUUAUAAAUAAAAUGAGACAUGUACUUUUUUCUUCAGCAAACAUCAGACUACAUAGAUUUGACAUUUAUUGAAAGGCAGAACAAUGUAUUUUAUUCCCUAAAACAUUGGCUUAAAGAUAUAAUUGUAUUCAUUCUCAAGCAUUAAGGCCAUUGAUUUAGAAAUGGAAGAGAUAUCAGGUAUUGUUAUGCACUAAGCCUCUAAAAUAAGAUCAGAAAUGGGUGAGAUGGUAAGAUAUUCAUUCUUUAUGUUCUUCCUCAAGGUAUGGCUACUUAGAAGGUUUUAGGCAAAUAUGAUUUAUUGAAAUAACAAAUUCAUGAAAACAACAUGCCUGAUCUUUAAUGUUCUAAUGAACUUAAAUACACAAAAAAUGUCUCCUUCACAAAUCCAAGUAAAACUAAGCUCAGUUAUCAACGGAGGAAGUACCUACCAUAUUUUUAGGAGUAUAGAAUGCACCAGAC